UGCUUUUUUCAAAGCUGCAGUCAGCCUUGUUCCUGAAGUGCCAAAAAUGAUCAGUGUGGAUGGAAAGAUGCGACCUUCUGAUGCCUUCCUCCUGGAAUUCCUUUGUAAUUUUUUUUCCACAUUAUUAGUUGUUCCGGACCAUCCAGAGCAAGGAGUGUUGUUUCUUGUACGAGGAUUACUCAAUGUGAUCCAGGAUUACACUUGGGAGGAUAACAGCGAUGACAAAGUCAGGAUUUAUACUAAUGUUUUGCAUCUGCUGUCUGCAAUGACUCAAGAAACAUUUAUCUACCAUGUAGAUAAAGUGGAUUCCAAUGACACCCUGUAUGGUGGAGACUCCAAGUUCCUGGCUGAAAUUAAUAAACUGGGUGAAACAGUGACAGCACAGAUCGUGGAUCAUCUGAAAACCCUUGGAAAGGAAGAGACCCAAAAGCGGCAGAGCCAGUUAGCACUCUAUUUCUUUAACACUAUCCUAGCUCACGGGGAUCUACGAAACAACAAAAUAAACCAGCUCUCAGUCAACCUCUGGAACCUUGCUCAGAAACAUGGCUUUGCUGACACCAAGACUAUGGUGAAAACUCUGGAUUACAUCAAGAGACGAAGCAAACAGCCUGACAUGAGUCACUUCACAGACCUGGCCCUUCGGCUUCCUCUGCAGUCCAGGACCUGAUGAAUUCCCCUUUUCCAAGGAGUCAUCUGUACAGCAGAGCAUGUAGCCAAGGCCAAAAAUCACUGAUCUGAUUUUGACAGUGUGUUUUUACUUAGUGUGACAGAUUUACUUGGGCACAAGAAAGGUAAAACUGUUCUGAGUGCAAUAAUUGAACCUGAAUUUCUGUUCCCAGUUUUACCA
Messenger RNA from Acanthisitta chloris (rifleman), 847 nucleotides. RefSeq names its product UPF0505 protein C16orf62-like. NCBI's taxonomy places the organism in Eukaryota, Metazoa, Chordata, Aves, Passeriformes, Acanthisittidae. The coding region runs from base 47 to 667 and encodes 206 amino acids. The transcript is spliced from 5 exons. The record is from RefSeq and is a predicted model, not a curated record. Gene Ontology annotation, cellular component: endosome. Gene Ontology annotation, biological process: endocytic recycling.